AGGGGGCGAGGCUGAUGAGCGCGAGGUGAACGCGCGCACGAGGUCCGCGUGCGAGCGGCUAUAAGAAGCCUCGCGAGCGCCGCGCGCCGCAUACCGUCUGCGGGGCUCGAAGGCUGGAGGUGCGCAGCGAGCCUUUUCCUGUGUGUGCGUGUGGCGCUGCCGUUGUUCCUUCUGCCUCCCGAGCUCGCUCUCCUCUCGCUCGUCGGCCAUGAAGACCAAGUUCUGUAACGGCGGCGAGGCCGACCCUUCCCCGCUGGGGCUCCUGCUGGGGUGCGCCCAGGGCCCGGUCUUGCCCGCCCUCACCCAGUCUCCCUCGUCGCCGCCGCUGCCGCCUUCCUCUCACGCCGAGGCCGAAGCCAAGCAGCAGCCCCUCGCCUUGCCGCCGACGCCGCCGACCCCUCCCUCCCCGCCGGUGGAGGAGCAGCCCGACCCCCGCACCCGCCGCAAGGCGUAUUUUUGGUGCAGGGAGUUCCUGCGGGGGGCGUGGCGGGGGUUGCGGGAAGAUCAGCUGCGCAUCACGCCCAUCAGGGGAGGCCUCAGCAACAUGCUGUUCCAGUGCUCAUUACCUGAUACCAUGGAGACUGUUGCAGAUGAACCACGCACAGUUCUUCUUCGCUUAUAUGGUGCCAUUCUACAAAUGAGGUCCUGUAAUAAAGGAGGAUCUGGACAGGCUCAGAAAGAAAAUGAUUUACAAGGUGCAGAAGCUGUGGUUCUGGAGAGUGUUAUGUUUGCCAUUCUUGCAGAGAGAGCUCUUGGACCAAAGCUCUAUGGAAUCUUUCCACAAGGCCGGCUGGAGGAAUUCAUUCCUAGCAGGAAGUUGGAUACGGAUGAACUGGGCUUGCCUGAUAUAUCAGCAGAAAUAGCUGAGAAAAUGGCUAGGUUUCAUGGUAUGAAAAUGCCAUUUAAUAAAGAACCAAAGUGGCUCUUUGGAACCAUGGAGAAGUACUUAAACCAAGUGAUGAGAAUCAAGUUUACCAGAGAGUCACGUGUUAGAAAACUGAACAAGAUCCUCAGUUACAACCUGCCUCAAGAAAUGAAAAAUCUACGGUCCUUGCUUGAAGCUACUUCAUCUCCAGUUGUGUUUUGCCAUAAUGACUGCCAAGAAGGAAAUAUUUUGCUUCUUGAAGGUAGAGAGGAUUCUGAGAAGCAAAAAUUGAUGCUUAUUGACUUUGAGUACAGCAGCUACAAUUAUAGAGGGUUUGACAUUGGAAAUCAUUUCUGUGAAUGGAUGUAUGACUAUGUGUAUGAAAAAUACCCAUUCUUUAAAGCGAACUUCCUGAAGUAUCCCUCAAGGAAGCAACAGCUCCACUUCAUCUCCAGUUACCUAGUUGCAUCUCAAAGUGGGUUUGAAAAUCUGAGCAACGAAGAUAAGUCCAAAAUAGAAGAAGAAAUGUUGGUUGAAGUAAACAGGUUUGCCCUUGCAUCUCAUUUCUUCUGGGGUCUGUGGUCCAUUAUACGCAAGAUAUCAUCUAUUGAGUUUGGAUACAUGGUAAGUCUUCAAACUUUCAAUGCUUAA
Molecule: messenger RNA, 1516 nt
Organism: Podarcis muralis (Common wall lizard)
Lineage: Eukaryota; Metazoa; Chordata; Lepidosauria; Squamata; Lacertidae
Source: RefSeq, a predicted model, not a curated record